This is a messenger RNA of Cuscuta epithymum, 730 nucleotides long. The record is from the annotation of a GenBank genome assembly. NCBI's taxonomy places the organism in Eukaryota, Viridiplantae, Streptophyta, Magnoliopsida, Solanales, Convolvulaceae.
GUUUAGGUGAUGUUUUAAGAAUUGAAUGCAUCGUCUCUCGCUUCUCUCUAGGGCUUUGGCCGCUUGGAGUUUUUUUCCGUCUUCGAUUUUAAUCAAAGGACGGCUGCUGUUGUUUGUGCUUCAUACUCGAAGGGCGGAUUUGCCGUCAUGGCUCGAGGAGAUCGGCGUUGUGGUCAAGGUUCGAGGAUGAUGUAUUACUGUCGCCGUUGGAGAAGAUCGGCGCCGCCUAUCCGUUUACUCUGGUUGCAUGAAGCAGGGAUGUGUUUGGUUAUGCAGAGACAGAGGAUUGAUGCAUGGCCUUUGGCAGACAAAGGUCACGGAGUAUCAAUUAGCUUGGUACCGGUGGUAAGACCUCCUCCUGAACCACCACCAUGGGAUGUACGAGGUGCUAGAGUUCGUGAACGCUUUUCUUGUGGUUUUUAUUUGUUUGUUAUUUGUUUCCUUGUGUCCACUUUUGUUGUUGAUUUUGACAGUUUGUUUGAGUUUUUUGCCUCUCUUUAUGUCAUUGGGUAUGGUUGGAUCUAUGGGAAUAGGUUUGGCUGUGUCAAGCCCACUACAUGGUUAGCGAUUCGUGUUGCUCUCUCAGGGGUGACCGUCUCAAAGUCUCACGAUAGGGUUACAGUCGUAGUUGUUAAAGUUUCAGUUGGUGUCAGUUUUAUUUUCCUUUUGCUUGAUGUAAUGAUCCUGAAUCUUUUGAUAUGAAUAAAGGCCCGUUUGAUCAUCAAAAAAA